Molecule: messenger RNA, 5285 nt
Organism: Menidia menidia (Atlantic silverside)
Lineage: Eukaryota; Metazoa; Chordata; Actinopteri; Atheriniformes; Atherinopsidae
Source: the annotation of a GenBank genome assembly
CCCCGUUGUUGUCGUGCUGGAAACCCCGUAUUGACUCUGAAGGGACCCAAGAUGGCUGAAUACUCACGGGGGGAACUUAGCAAUUAUCUGUGCAACACGUCUGGAAUGAAUGGCAAAUAGCAGUAUAAUGUAAAGCGAAAGCUUCAAGUAAUUCUACUACUCAGUUUAGCUGGUUUGCAUAUUUUUGGGGAUGCCUGAAUAUGAGUUAGGAGAGAGUGGUCUCUCCGCGGCCCCGAGCCAGAACAUGGCGGAACACUUGGGGAAGAAAUAGCAGCUAGUGCUAGUUAGCUGUCGUAUUAUUUAAAGAUAAUCAUAAACGUCUUUUUGGAUUAAAGCGAUAUUUGCAACCCGCAAGUAUGAUAACCUGUUAAUGACUUAUAAUUACAGUCAGUUUGUUUCAAAUAGUGUAUUUUACAUUGAAUAUGUUUAGAAAAGGCAGUUAGCGUACGAGCUAGCUCGCUAGGUGUCGUUGCUAAGGUAUCUGGCUAACGUUACCUGAAAGCGUACAAACUGUACCAAUAAGCACGCAGUGUGUUUUAUGAACAAUCGAACUCAACAGUGGCAUCUUCUCUAAAAAGUCGUCUCGCAGCUGUAUGUUUGGUCUUUUGUCACAUCUAUCAGCCGCUGGUUUGUCGAUUAACGUGAACGUCCAUGUCCUUCGCGAUGUUAAUUAGACUGUCGUGAGCUUUCUUCUGUGGUUCGCUGUCUUUACGCAGCGCUCUAACCGAAUCCCAAAAUAAGUUUUGAGAAAUAUUGUCAAAAUUGAUCACAUUUUAGAGUUAAGGGUGCACAAUCGAUCAGGGAAUAUUACAGAGGUUUCUCCGGGAGUUAUUUCUUUGAAGCUACUUCAAAGAUCUGUCGCCUAAAUUGCUCCCACUCAAAAGUUGUCAAAAUUGCAUUGAAGAAGUGAACAAGUGUCAAAAGUGAAUUGAAGCUGUGGCGUUACUAGGUGAGGCAGAAGCCCUUUCAGAGCCAAGAAGGUCCGGGUCAUCACCUGCCAGGAUGACUGACACUCGUAGACGAGUUAAAGUCUAUACCCUCAAUGAGGACAGACAGUGGGAUGACCGUGGGACAGGACACGUCUCCUCUGGCUAUGUGGAGAGAUUGAAAGGCACGUCUCUGUUGGUGCGAGCUGAGAGUGAUGGUUCACUAUUGUUGGAGUCCAAAAUCAACCCAAACACAGCCUACCAGAAACAACAGGAUACGUUGAUAGUGUGGUCAGAGGCUGAAAAUUAUGAUCUGGCACUAAGCUUCCAAGAGAAGGCUGGGUGUGAUGAAAUCUGGGAAAAAAUUUGCCAGGUGCAGGGAAAGGACCCAUCAGUGGACAUCACGCAGGAUGUGGUGGAUGAGUCUGAGGAGGAGCGCUUUGAUGACAUGUCAUCGCCAGGCUUAGAGCUGCCCCCAUGUGAAUUGAAUCGUUUGGAGGACCUUGCUGAGCUGGUUGCUUCCUCACUUCCCUCCCCGCUGCGACGAGAGAAACUGGCACUGGCUGUGGAGAAUGAAGGCUACAUUCGCAAGCUUCUGGAACUGUUUCGCAUGUGUGAGGACUUGGACAACAGGGAGGGACUGCACCACCUCUAUGAAAUCAUUAAAGGCAUCUUCCUGCUGAAUCGCACUGCACUCUUUGAGGUCAUGUUCUCAGAUGAGUGCAUCAUGGACGUUAUUGGUUGUCUGGAGUUCGACCCAGCAUUGCCACAGCCCCGGCGGCAUCGUGAGUUUCUCACCAAGACAGCCCGCUUCAAGGAAGUGAUUCCCAUCUCUGAUCCUGAACUGCGUCAGAAAAUACACCAGACAUAUCGUGUGCAGUAUAUUCAGGACAUGGUGCUGCCAACGCCCUCAGUUUUUGAGGAAAACAUGCUGUCCACCCUGCACUCCUUCAUCUUCUUCAACAAGGUGGAGAUUGUGGGCAUGCUACAGGAUGAUGAGAAGUUCCUCACUGAUCUAUUUGCACAGCUAACAGAUGAGGCCACCGAUGAUGACAAAAGACACGAACUGGUAAACUUCCUAAAAGAAUUCUGUGCUUUCUCACAAACAUUACAACCUCAAAACAGAGACGCCUUCUUCAAAACAUUGUCAAACAUGGGCAUUCUACCUGCACUAGAGGUCAUACUGGGAAUGGACGAUGUUCAGGUGCGUGGUGCAGCCACAGAUAUCUUCUCGUAUCUUGUGGAGUACAACCCCUCCAUGGUACGAGAGUUUGUCAUGCAGGAAUCUCAGCAGAAUGACGACGACAUCCUCCUGAUCAACCUGAUCAUAGAGCACAUGAUCUGUGAUACAGACCCAGAGCUUGGUGGAGCAGUGCAACUCAUGGGCCUGCUACGGACUCUGGUGGAUCCAGAGAACAUGCUGGCUACUGCAAAUAAAACAGAAAAGACUGAGUUCCUGAGCUUUUUCUAUAAGCAUUGUAUGCAUGUCCUCUCAGCUCCGCUACUGGCCAACACCACAGAAGAAAAGCCAAGCAAAGAUGAUUUUCAAACAUCCCAGUUGCUUGCCUUGAUUUUGGAGCUGCUAACAUUUUGUGUUGAGCACCACACAUAUCACAUCAAGAACUACAUCAUCAACAAGGACAUUCUCAGGAGGGUACUGGUGCUCACUGCCUCUCAGCACGCCUUCCUGGCCCUCUGUGCCCUGCGCUUCAUGCGGAGGAUUAUUGGUCUGAAGGAUGAGUUCUACAAUCGUUACAUCAUGAGAAACUUCCUGUUUGAGCCCGUUGUAAAGGCCUUCCUUAAUAACGGCUCACGCUACAAUCUCAUGAACUCAGCCAUCAUUGAGAUGUUUGAAUAUAUCCGUGUGGAGGAUGUUAAGUCACUCACAGCUCAUAUAGUGGAGAACUACUGGAAGGCUCUUGAGGAUGUGGAUUAUGUCCAGACAUUCAAGGGCCUGAAGCUACGAUACGAACAGCAACGAGAGAGACAAGACAACCCUAAAUUGGAUAGCAUGCGCUCUAUACUGCGGAACCACCGCUUCCGCCGCGAUGCACGGACGCUAGAGGACGAAGAGGAGAUGUGGUUUAAUACAGACGAAGAUGACCUUGAGGACGGUGAGGCAGUUGUUCCACCUUCUGACAAGAUGAAGAGUGAGGAAGACCUCAUGGAGCCUAUUAGCAAGUUCAUGGAGAGAAAGAAAUUAAAAGACCCAGACGACAAAGAAGUGAUGGGGAAGUCGAGCUUUUCAGGCAGGCAGAAUCCAAGCUUCAAGCUUUCCUUUUCUGGAUCCACUAAAACUAGCCUGUCCAGUCCACCUUCGGCCUCAUUCAACGCCGGUUCUCCAGGCUCACCAGGUUCCCCGGGCUCAGGUGCACGGAACUCACCCCCAACAACAACUGUAACUACAAAGGGAGGCUUAGUGGGACUGGUGGACUAUCCCGAUGAUGACGAGGAGGAAGAGGAAGAAGAGGAUGGGGAGAGUAAAGAGGACCCUCUGCCACCUACGAAGAAGUCCAAACUGAGCUCGUAAAGCUCUGCAGCUCAGCUCAAACAGAUUGGGAGUACAGACUCUCACCGGGAUGAUCAAACUUGUAAACAAAUUAAUUGAAUGAAAGCCACCCCUGGUUGUCAGUGGGUGGCCGCGAGAGGAGCAGACUGUUGACACGAAGCCUCCUCAGACUCACCCAACUCAUACAAGUGCCAAUCAGGAGUCCAGGAGUGGAAGUACCGUCUGAAAAGCGACGAGGGAAAGCUUUGGGGAAGAGAAGAUCUCUUUCAGGUCUUCAGUGGACUUGGAAAGCAUGAGGCCGGUUAGAGUUUGGUCAUUUUGGAACUGGGGAAAGACCACAUACUAAUACACAUGUACAUGCAGACUGAAAUCCCUUUGAGCUCACAUGCUUGGACCAUAACUCACUGCCCCCUCCCCCUGCCCCCCACUCAGGGAAGGACAUCACAGCGGCCCAGAUGGGUCGGCCAAUUCAGACCCAGAACCACCAAUCGCACCCCCACCCCCUCUGAGAGUCCACUUCCUCUCUGUUCUUUUCUACUUUUCUUCUCUGCUCUUGUUCCCCACUCUGUCUGUUGCUUUUCGUCCCCUUUUAAGUUAGUAUAUAGGACCAGGUGGAAGGCGGCAUGUGGCAAAGAGCUGUCCUUGUUGUCGUUUGAUGAUGUCAUCAUUGUCGUCGUCGUUCCUCAGCGGAUGUUCUUUCUCUGAAGAGAAAAAAGCCAGCAGUUUCUUCAUUUUCUUUUUGUUCUCUAUUUGUCUCAAUCUUUCACCUGUUUUGUAAAUGACAACAAAAAGACCUGCCUUUAAAUGUUCAGGACGUUUUCAGUCACACUUGAACAGGUUUUUAAAGACCUCAGUAGGUGAGCUAGUUUUACCCUUUUUGCCCUUUGAAACUGCAGAUCUUUUGGAGAAUUUGUAAUCCCAUCUUGAUUAAAGAUUGAGUGGAAUUCUAGAUGUGAUGAAUUUUGUCAUAUCUUCUCAUUUUUUUUGUUUUUUCAUGAGUGUACAAUUAGUUGUUUGGAAAAUUUGGGACCAUUAAAAUGAUCUUUGCUGUAAGAUGUCCUAAUAACUUUUAUGUUCUUUGUUCUAUCUAACAUUGAUGCGUCAUGGUUCCCUUCCUUUAUAAGAAAACAACCCAGCUGUAGUAGCACAAUCACAGUUUUUUUCUUGAGUUCAACACGAUACCACAAACUAUAUGGCAGCGAAAGGCCUCUAAAGCUAAAUACCGAUCUGAUGUCCAGCAGAUCCUUUUAGUAGUGACUUUCAAAUAAAUCAGUAUUCAAUAUCCAAAGUGCAUGAUUCACUUAUUCUGUGAGGUAGUCCUACGACAUGGUACAGCAUGCAUCUCUGUAAGCUAUAAAUGCGACAACUUAUUGUCCAUAUUUAAGUUUAUUUUACUCCCACUUCAUGCAGUUACUGUAGGGACAAAGAAAUGCCUUAACAUCCCAAACUGUGAUGGAAAGAUUCGCUGGUAGCUAAUGUCUCCUUGAUCCACCAGGUGGUGCUCUAGUUCCACAGGUAAAAUGUCAAUAGACUUCUCUUCCUGUGGGUCAUUUCUUCUUAAUGCAGUCUAAUUAGAUUUUUUUUUAAAUAGACUGAAAUAGUUUUGGUCAGUCUUAGAAAUAUUCCUAGAUAACUUCACACAACAGCUAAAAUGCUUCUACCUGGAGACUUUUUUUUUUUUUUUUUUUUUUUACAGGCAGAAAGAUGAUGGGCAUGAUAACUCUAAGAUUAGAAUUGUAAGGACCCUUAACCUUUGAAAAAAAGACACAUUGUACAAGGCAGCAGUAAUCAGUUCUUCCUGGUGUUUUAUUCUGUAAACAAGACUGUAGAAGUGACAGCUUCCAAUUAAA